Messenger RNA from Falco peregrinus (peregrine falcon), 1161 nucleotides. It is a transcript of the gene DMRTB1, whose product is annotated as DMRT like family B with proline rich C-terminal 1. NCBI's taxonomy places the organism in Eukaryota, Metazoa, Chordata, Aves, Falconiformes, Falconidae. Gene Ontology annotation, cellular component: nucleus. The record is from RefSeq and is a predicted model, not a curated record. Gene Ontology annotation, biological process: regulation of transcription by RNA polymerase II; germ cell development; sex differentiation. Gene Ontology annotation, molecular function: RNA polymerase II cis-regulatory region sequence-specific DNA binding; DNA-binding transcription factor activity, RNA polymerase II-specific.
AUGGACAGCCACAAGCUGUCUCUAAAGCCCUUCUACAUUGCUUGGGCUGAUACUUCAAAUGAUAGCCUGCACCAAGGGGCUGCAGGGGGAGGUGGGCAGGUACAGCCAUGCCUGGCUGAGAGAGAGGAGGGUGCUGCAGGCUCCCCAGAGCAGGGCAUUCCCCACCCACUUCGGUGGGCUCUCCUGCCCCGCCUGCCCAGGCUGCUACAUGUUGGGGCAACAGACACCGUGCCCUAUAUAAAAGCCCUGAGGAGCUGGCCCAGUUGUGCCAGGGUAGUUAACCAUGCCAUGGAGGCUGAGGAGGCCACAGCAGUGGCAGCGAAGGCGGCAGUGCGGACACCCAAGUGCUCCCGCUGCCGGAACCAUGGCUUCGUGGUGCCAGUGAAGGGCCAUGCCGGCCAGUGCCGCUGGAAGCUCUGCCGGUGCGACAAAUGCGCUCUCAUUACUGAGCGCCAGAAGAUCAUGGCUGCCCAGAAGGCCCUGAGGCAGCAGAUGCCCGACUUCCCGGCUGGGGCAGCUGCAGGGCCCGCUCCCCGAGGCGAAGGCCCUGGGGUGGCCACUGCCUCCAGGCAGACCGUCCGUGAAGCAGUGAAGGAUACCCAGCCUACCGGCAGCAAAGGCAUGACGUGCAGGGGGCUGCCGCCACCUCCCAGCAGCCCUCCUUUCUGGGACUACGCUCACACUGCUGUUCCUCCAGAAUACCUGGUCAACCCAGAAUGCCGAGAGAAAGAACCUCCAAAAGUGUACCCUGGGCAUGCUGGGGUAUAUCCUUACCACCCAUUUCCCAUGGGAUUUGCCAUCAAUGAGUCAAGCGGUAGAGGAGCACCAUCACCUCCAGGGAUAUCACUUCAGAGAGCUUUCCGACACAUUCCUAGCAACUACGGGCCAGGGAAUGCAGCUUCUGUGUCGAUUCCAGAUGGAGGUGGAAACUUCCAUCAAGGAUACUACACUCCUCUGCCUCAGUUCAUCCCACCAAGUUUUCUGCCAGGGAUUCAUUACAUUCCACCUCCCCUUCCACUGAACACGUCAGCUGAAAUCACCAAGGAAGCACAUGCUACUGAAGCUGACAGUCAGGAUUCAGGGGUGGUUUGUGAACCUAGCCAACCAUCAUCUUCCCCAGAAGAAACAAGCAGAGACCAGCCUGUAUAUUCUGAACAGUAA